This is a messenger RNA of Acanthoscelides obtectus, 328 nucleotides long. Lineage: Eukaryota; Metazoa; Arthropoda; Insecta; Coleoptera; Chrysomelidae. The record is from the annotation of a GenBank genome assembly.
CAUGACAUCACUUAUACGGGUAGGAUACAUGAAAGUGGCUGUUUCCAUCAACUCGCUGCUUCGCAGAAAUUAACUGAUGUUCACAGCAAAAUCCGGAAAACCGCAUACUAUCGGAGAGAAGUUAAUUUUGCCAGCCGUUGAAGAGGUUUUGAAAACUGUUUUACACAAACCUGCAUCUGAUAUCAUUAAAAGAAUUCCAUUAAGCAACAAUACUGUUGAAAGACGUAUUGAUGAAAUGAGUUCUGAUAUUGUAAGCUCCUUAUGUAAUUAUUUGCAAACGACCCAUUUCUCUAUACAACUGGACGAGCAUAUGUUCGUUUUAUUAUGA